AUGUUCAAGACAACCAGCUUCUCCCAUGCCGCGCUCUACACUCUCAAGGGUAUUCGGCAACCAAUGGAUCUCAUGUUAGUCACUCAAGGCGACAAACGGUAUUUCUCGUUUCUAUCACAAAAUAUCGGAUUGUUAGCAGAGUGCGAUCUUGAUACUGAGAGCUUGCGAUUCCUGGGCGGCAAAAGAUUUGCGGUCGGAUUCCUCCAACGCCUGUUCAAACCCCCCGUGUACGGGUGUGACCUCGCAGUCUACAAUUCCACUAGCCAACAUUCAACAGACCCUCAUUCUGAUCGCCUUGGCAGCGAUAUCAACGGAGAAAACCGGCACGGAUUACCCGGCUUGCAGCUUGGAUCCUUAAAUGACAGUCUGCCGGACAGCUGGAAGCGCGAGCAUCACCCAACAUUGGGUGUCUUUUGUGCAGGUCAAUUUCCAUUCGUGGAUGCCAAAUCUAAGGUAUUUCCUCACGCAAGACCUGAUGAUGGAUUAGUGGAUAUCAUAAUUGUGGAUUCUGGAAUUGGCACUUGGAGACUUUUGCAAUGGCUCAAGAGAGUACCGGAAGGCAAUCACUUGGCAAUGCGCGAGGUUCAUCACCGGAAAGUAUCAGCCUACCGGGUUGUUCCUGUCAGCACUCGUGGUGCUUUUAGUAUAGAUGGAGAGCGGUCUUCCUUCCAACCGUUUCAAGUUGAGGUUCAUCCGCAGCUGGGUAUGACACUGGUCACACCGCCUGGAGUUGAAGAGCGGUAA
Messenger RNA from Penicillium subrubescens, 744 nucleotides. RefSeq names its product ATP-NAD kinase-like domain-containing protein. Bases 1 to 744 code for a protein of 247 amino acids. The record is from RefSeq and is a predicted model, not a curated record. Gene Ontology annotation, cellular component: cytoplasm; membrane; intracellular membrane-bounded organelle. Gene Ontology annotation, biological process: sphingosine biosynthetic process. NCBI's taxonomy places the organism in Eukaryota, Fungi, Ascomycota, Eurotiomycetes, Eurotiales, Aspergillaceae. The transcript has a single exon.